AACAUUUUUUAUGAUGGUAAUUUAAAACGUAUUUCUGCAACCUUAUAUCAAAAAUAUGGUGACAUUUGCGAAUUCAGAUUGGGUGGUUACCGAAGAAUACUUCUUUCUAGGACAGAUUACUUUGAAGAUUUAUUAAAUCCUUCAACGAAAAAUGCAAUGUUAUUUGCGAAACAUGAAUAUACAUAUGCUUGGGAUGAUCUUGGAACAUUUCAACGAGGAGUUUUUUUUAAUAAUAAUUACGAAACUUGGAAGAUUAAUAGAUAUCUUUUCUCACAGUCAAUAUCAACUCCUGGUUUCAAUAAUGAAUUUAUAAAGCAUAUUAAUAAGUCAUUUGAAGAACUGGACGGAUACUGGAAUUCGCUCAGAAAAUCCAGAUUGUCUGGUAAUGACCAGCUUGAAAUGGACUUUUUAUUAUGGAUAAAUAGGUUUACGAGUGAUAUUAUAUCAGUCUUAGUGACCGGUGAACAAGCUUACUCAAUGGCCUCAUAUUACAAUACAUUUGACUCUAUUGAAGAUUCUCUUUUUGAUAAAUCUAAAUUACAACACUCUGAUAAAUUUAUCAACGCAAUUAUAACACACAUAAGAGGAACAAUAUUCUUUGUUCAUGUUUAUCCAUUCUUGAGACGUUAUGUUCCAUUAAUCAAAGAUAAAGCAAAUUCUCUUUUAGAAAACAGAGAUUUUAUAUUUAAAACGUUAGAUGAUAUUAUUGAAAAGAGGAAAAUCGAACUUGCAAAAACUCCUCAGGAAUUAUUGUCAAGACAUGACAUACUAACUUUUCUCCUCAGUGUAAAUAAUGAUGCAAAGGACAAAAUAGCCGAUGAAGAGAUCAGAUCGAUUUUACUUGACGUUUUUCUUGAUUUAGUUUUUCCUUCUGAUACGUCUUAUGUGACUGCUGAUAUUAUUGCAAAACUUAAAUAUUGUGAAGCAAUUAUUAAAGAAACCGCUCGUAUAAUGCCAAUAACAUCCGUAUCAAAAAGAGUUGCAGUUGCGGAAUGUGAGGUUGCUGGAUACACUUGGCCAGCUAGAACCAUGUUUCACUUGAAUUAUGCUAGUAUUCAUAUGAAUGAAAAGUAUUGGGCAAAUCCUAAUGUUUAUAAUCCAGACAGAUUUUAUUUAAAAAAUAAUUUAGAUGAAUUUGAAAAUGAUUUAAGGACGUUUGAUAAUGAAGAUCAAAAGUUCUCACAUAAUAUGAAUAGGUAUUCAUUAGUUAUUUUUGGUGGAGGCGUAAGAAUUUGCCCUGGAAGAAGACUGGCAAUGAUUAAUAUGCUUUCAUUUAUGGCACUGAUGUUUAAAAAGUAUGAUGUAGAAUUGGCAAAUAUGCAAGCCCCAUUGAAUACAUAUACCAAGUUUAUUACUACUUGUCUAGGGUUAAAAAUUAAGAUCAAACCCAGAAAACCGUUAUAA
Molecule: messenger RNA, 1404 nt
Organism: Racocetra persica
Lineage: Eukaryota; Fungi; Glomeromycota; Glomeromycetes; Diversisporales; Gigasporaceae
Source: the annotation of a GenBank genome assembly